Emiliania huxleyi CCMP1516 is the source of this 820-nucleotide messenger RNA. RefSeq lists its product as hypothetical. The record is from RefSeq and is a predicted model, not a curated record. The transcript is spliced from 3 exons. NCBI's taxonomy places the organism in Eukaryota, Haptophyta, Isochrysidales, Noelaerhabdaceae. The annotation marks the transcript as partial.
GACCGAGCAACCAUUUUGAUCAAGUGAUGGCCACUGCCACGCCCCUCGACGUGAUGGCCACUGCUCCCUCCAGUCUGGAGCUCCUCGCCCAGGCCCAGUGCGCCGUGCGGGACGAGGUCGGCUCCCUCCUGGCCGCGGUGGCCGCGCUGUCCGAGGAGAAGGCGGCUCUCCAGCUCGCGCUCGACGCAGCGGCGGACCGUCAGCGCAGGGCUGAGAGCGAUCGCGACGAGGCGCGCGCGACUGGACAGGUGCUGCAGGCCCGAGUCGCGUCGGCGACUGAGGAGGCAGCCUCGCUCCGCUCCAAGCUCUCCCAGCGGGAGGGUGCGCUGUCGGUGCUGAGGUCCGAGGCUGCGCUCGAGCGGGAGGGGCGGCAGCGGGCCGAGGCGGAGCGGGAGGAGGCGGUCGCCGCCUUGCAGCGCCGCGAGGCGGCGCUCAGGGAGGCGGCGGCGCGCGAGGCCGAGGCGGCGGCGCGCGCCGACGAGGCGCGCGGGCUGCGAGAGGAGCUCGCCGAGGCGCGAGCCGACGCGGCACGGAGGGCGGAGGCCAACGAGGCGCUUCGCGGGAAACUGGCGGAGGCGCACAAGCGGGGCGGCGGCGGCGGCGGCGGCGGCGGCGGCGGCGGCGGCGGCGGCGGCGGCGGCGGCAGCGGCGGCGGCGCGGCGGCCUCCCAUGCGUCCUCCGAGCCGUCUGCGGUCGUCGAGUUUGCGCGGCGCGUUCUCGAGGCGACGCACGCGGAUCGGAGCGGCAGCGCGCUCGAGGAGGUCGCUCGCCAGCUCUUCUUAGCGCGCGGCUACGCGGCGCCUGCACGGCGCAGCGGGCC